AAACAAAUGGAAGUGACGAUUAAAGGAACAUAUGAGACAGAAGAGUGAAGUAGCUGGUCUCGGAGUGGGUGCCGUGCUCCUCUGUGCCACCGUUGCUGCCACCAAAGUCGAUGCUUUCUUCUCUUCUUCUCAGCGCAGAUCCUUGAAUUAUAAUGCACUCAUUAUGAAGGGAAAUGUGGUGGCUAGAUUUUUACGCACAAAAUGCUCAUUCGGGAUGUGCAAGCGAUGUGGCAAUCUGAGGCAAUUGGCUUGCUCCACAUGCAAAGGAACCAGGUCGAUCAGAGAAGGGGGAAUACUUGGUAUUAAACUUGUAGAAGAUUUGUAUGAAACAAUUGGUAACAGUGAAUCAAAGGUGAAGCAGAUAGCAUGUGUAAAAUGUCAAGCCAAAGGUUACUUUUCAUGUCCUAAUUGUUCUGAACUAUAAUCACUGUGGUUUUAUCUUCUAUAUACCUACAAGGAUUUUUUACCAAAACAUUCAUUUUCGAUAUGUAACAUUGUGAGUUGUUAUUAUAGAUGGUGGUUGUGACUGGAAGCAGUUUAUCUUCUGCUCCUCUUGUAAAUUUGCUUCAUGCCUUGUUACUAGAACAAGCAUAAUUUUAAUACUGCUUCUAUGCCAGGAUUUCUGGUAUGUUUUGUCUAUCAGUUGUUUUCCUUUUACA
Messenger RNA from Glycine soja, 659 nucleotides. RefSeq lists its product as uncharacterized. The transcript has 3 exons. The record is from RefSeq and is a predicted model, not a curated record. The coding region runs from base 32 to 424 and encodes 130 amino acids. NCBI's taxonomy places the organism in Eukaryota, Viridiplantae, Streptophyta, Magnoliopsida, Fabales, Fabaceae.